This is a messenger RNA of Porites evermanni, 1373 nucleotides long. The record is from the annotation of a GenBank genome assembly. NCBI's taxonomy places the organism in Eukaryota, Metazoa, Cnidaria, Anthozoa, Scleractinia, Poritidae.
AUGUCAGAGAAACGCAAGAAGAAAAGUGGAGCAGCUUGGAAGGUCGAGGAAGACGAGAAAUUAAAUAAAUCAAGAGCAUUUGUUGAACUCACUGAGUACAGAGCAAAUGCAGUGGACAAUGAUACACGUUUCUUUAUACUUGCCGAACUUCAUAUUAAGCUGUAUUCGUUACAAACAGAGGCACACACAUUGCAGUCCCGCUUUAGUGUCAGUCUUACAAGCUCGUUUGGUGCCACAAUCUCCAACUGGCUGUUUCUGAUCUGCUUCAACAUGCGUUUUUCUCUUUUCUAGUUUGCUUUUUCUAACUUGGACGUAAGGUGACAGGAUUGAUGCCACUUUGCACUUCAGUAACGUGUUUACUACUGUAGUGAUUUCAAUAUGAAACUUAAUGGACCUUGUCACGGUUUUCGACGCCAUCUUGACGAGUAGGCAAACAAGUGAGAAAUUACAGUGUUUGUAUGAGAAUCUAAUGUCGAAUAAUUUCCGUAGAACAGCUGUUCUGAAAAAAAAUACGAUUUGUAAACUAAAGCUUCACUCCUAAGGAUUCUCCUGAAAAAAUUUGAGGGCGUUACAUGCCCUAGAAGACCUAGAACCACUUUUUAAAAUUUUCUAUACAUUUGUCUGUAAGAAAGUCCCGGGAAAAUUACAGACAAAUAUAUGGAAAAGCUAAAGCAAGCCUCUGGAGAAAUUUAAGCACAGGUACGCCCCCCAAAUUUUUUAGAACAAUCCUUUGCUUUGUAGCUUUAGUUUACAAUUGAUAUUUUUUUCAGAACAGCCGUUUUACAGAAAUUAUUCUACAUUGGAUUCUCAUACAAACACUGCAAUUUCUCACGUGUUUGCCUACUCAUCAAGAUGGCGUCGAAAACCGUAACAAGGUCUAUUGCAACAAGACGGCACAGUCCUCUUUCUUGAAUUCUAGUAGAUUGUCAAGGAGCGGUCUAUAAAUAAUUGUUCCGUUAAAUCAAUGGGUUUCUCAGAUCCUCUCUUUUCGAUUCUCACCCUAGGUAAAUAUGACAACGAUCCCAACUGAAUUCCAUCUUGGUGUGUAGAAACUAGUUUUAACUCAAUCAUGAUAACACUGAAAUCAUGCUUAUCUUGUCGAUGUACCGUACUCGUCCACCCUUUAGCGACGUCAUUAUGGGUAAUGCAAGGCUAAGAACCACCACCAACAAAGCCUGGGAGUAGUAUUUGAUGACAACUUGCUGUUUGACGCACACAUCUCAGCAUUCUUUUGCAGAUUAUCGUUUCACCAACUCAGGAAUUUAUCAAAGAUAAGAAAGUGUCUCACACAGGAGUCUAGCGAAAUUGCAGUGCAUGUUUUUAUUACAUCUAAAACAGACUAUAAAUUGCAAUUCUUUGCUCUAUGGUUGUAG